Messenger RNA from Prorocentrum cordatum, 396 nucleotides. Lineage: Eukaryota; Dinophyceae; Prorocentrales; Prorocentraceae. The record is from the annotation of a GenBank genome assembly.
AUGUACAAGAAGGGGUGCGAGGCGCAGGACCUGUUCGGCGCCCCCCUCUCCGCCGCCAUGUACUUCCCGGCAUUCAGGGGCGCCGGCGUCGCCGACGAGCAGGCUGCCAACCAGGUGCAACUUGGGCACGACGUCGGCGCAGCUCUCCGCCGCCGCGCGGCGAUCACCCUUGGCGCAUCCAUCUACGACCCCGACGCGUCUGACACCGUCCACCCCAACACAGAAGGCGUUCCAGCAAUCAUGAGUACGCACACCAUCGACGAGUGCGUCUGGCUGGUGUUCCAGAGGGCCAGGUCAGUGCCGACCGUCCCCCAACUCAACCGCGCCGCCGCGGCCCUCUCCCUCGACCUCUCCAAGCAGGUCCUCCACUCGUGCAACAACCACUUCGUCAUCCUG